Ostrea edulis (European flat oyster) is the source of this 2827-nucleotide messenger RNA. RefSeq lists its product as uncharacterized. NCBI's taxonomy places the organism in Eukaryota, Metazoa, Mollusca, Bivalvia, Ostreida, Ostreidae. Bases 367 to 2415 code for a protein of 682 amino acids. The record is from RefSeq and is a predicted model, not a curated record. The transcript has 3 exons.
GACAGUAGAUCAGGUAUAGGAAAGAAGUAUUUCGUAUCUAAUUAUAGUCUGGAAAUUUUCAACAGCCAUAUUCGGAUGCAAUAGUUACAAAGAUCAAUCAGGUAGAAGAAGCCCAUGAAUGUCAAAUUAUUGGAAUAUGUAAAAGAAAAUAUUGGAGAUUUUUACGACUGUCCUGAACACAUCGUUAAAAGAAAAAUAGAUCAGGUGUGGGUUUUCGUGUCUAAUUAUAGUCCGGAAAUUUUCAACAGCUAUAAUCAGACACAUCCUUUACCAAGAUUGAUCAGGUAUAAUCUGGCACAUCCAUUACAAAGAUGAAAGAUGAAGAUAAGGAACGGUGAUUAAUCUCACAAUUAAUCAGGCUACAGAAUGGACCCCAUUCUCCGUAUAUCAGACGCCCUAUACAUGGGUCUGUGUCAUGAGGUAGGGACACCGACAGAAGUAACCAUCAGAAGAGACGCGUGGGACAUGGAUGAAAUGGUAAACAAACCUGUACAGAUAUAUAGAGGACUGAGAACGAUGAUCAGUGGUAGUUAUAGGGAGGGAUUCAGGUUUCAAUCGUCGGAUCAGGACUGGAUGUUUUGGUCUUGUGCUCAUAAACUAAUUACCGAUAUCGCGCAGGCCAGACUUUACGAUAGAACAAAACACGCCAUUAUACUGAUGCAGGACAAUGAUACACCGCCUGGAUUUGUCAAACUACAGCUUCUGACGUCACCACGAGGCGAAUACAUUGUAUCAUCAGCUGUUCCAGUCAAUGACAGAAUUUAUGUCUCAAGUUUACUAUGGCAACAGCAUACGUUACAAAACCUUAAUAAUGUUAAAGGUUACCGGAACGGCAUUAGUCACGGCCCUUGUGCUAAUGCCUAUUACCUAUCUACUGAAUUUGAUAUAGCUGAUUGUUUAGCUGGCAUACAUUGGCCUGCAUUGACACGACCUUGGGUUGAAAGAUGUAUCAGACAUACUUGGCCUCCUGAACCUGUGCUCGCAGAAAUUUUAGAAAAUGGAUACCACUGUGUGCCAGUAGGAAGUAAAAUUGUUUCUAGUGGAAACUUAUUAGAGUGGAGAUUGUCGUUUUCUCAAGCCGAAAAACAACUUGUGUCUUCCAUGAAUCAUACACAAUUUCUGGUUUAUGGACUUCUGAAAAUAUUUCUUAAGGAGAUAGUCAAUUAUGGCGUGGAGGAACCCUUGCUGUGUUCGUAUUUCCUGAAAACCACCGUAUUCUGGAUGACACAGGGGGCAUCUGUUGAGUGGCGCCCUAACAAUUUACUGAAUUGUUUCUGGAAGUGUUUCAAAUAUCUCAUUCACUGCGUUUAUCGUGGUGUGUUCCCGAAUUUUUUCAUUCCACAGAACAAUAUGUUCAUAAACAAAAUUGUAGGUAAUGCUCGCACUUCCUUGUUUGAACAACUUUAUCAGUACUAUCAAAUGGGCGUGUCCUGUCUCUUACUCAGUCCAACCCUCAGAUCGAUCUUAGAACCAGCCCUCGGUAGUCUUACCUUAGUGAUUCCUUCUGCUGAAGGGCACAAUAAAGCUGCUGUAGAUUUAGAUAACACCGUGCGGAGGGAGAUAUUCAAACUCGAGACUACAACUGAGGAGCUAUCUCACUGUUUCAUUUUACUGUCAACUGUAGACAAAUUAUCAAUCUUAUCAUUAUCGCCUUACCAAACAUUAACAUUACAGUAUGAUACAGCUGAGAUUCUCAUUGACACGGCCUUCAUGAUGGUACAUAGUACAUCAAACCAAACAUUUAAAGAAUUGUACAAGUUAGACAGAAUUGUCUGUAACAUGUUGAAACUGGCAUCAAGGAUAGGCCCUGUGUCAUAUUCAUUGUAUCUCGCCUUGUAUUACUAUAGAACAGGUAGAUAUAAUGAAGCACUCCGUGUGACUUGUCUCACUAAACAAAGACUAUCACAGCCCUAUAUCAUGUAUCACGGUACUGUAGACAGACAGAGAUACAGUGAGGCUGUAGGUAGUCUGUCUCUGUCUAGGAAAAUGAAAACAGCCUGGGUAGACAAUGUGAAGUUAAGAAGUGAAGUCCACUAUAUUCAGGAAUUAAUCUUAGAGCAAGAAGUGAGUAAACAAAACGAUGAACGUACGUUAUUCAUUUCCCCCUUUGUGUUGACAGACAUGUUAUUGGUGUUAUCUCACUACAGACUAGGUGACAUAUCCCAGUGUCUACAGUCACUGACAGACCUACACACCCUGCUGCUACGUGAUGAUGGCAGAUAUGUACGGUUAUGCCUCAGGGGUCUGUCCUGGCAGAUACUGGGGAUCUGUCAGCAUGUUGUGGGGGACUUACACGGGGCGUUACACUCUUAUCAAGAAUCACUUGGACUAGAACAAUUCAACAACAUACAGACAGCUACAGAAAAUAGAAUAGUGUUCGUUGAACGUCAGUUACACAGAAAUAGGCAAUCAUAAAACAAUACACUUGUACAUUUUCGGGACAUCAUGUAUCAAAAUCAAGUAAGGUGCAUUUGUGUGUUUCAUCAGAAACAUAUUUUUAUAGAGUGUCGACCAGUGUAUCUCUACAUAACUGACAUCCUCAUACAUUGACAAAGUAAAAACUUCUGCACAUUGGAAUACCAUUCUACAUAUAUCCCAAUAUCGUUGCACCUUUCAGUCUUUGUUCCCAAUUGUGACUCGUCAUUCCUGUAACCGGAACUUCACGAAAUGACAUAUUCUGCCGUCAAGCUGUUAUCAACUGGACAUUACUCUGCACAUCUACAUAUUGUGUAUUUUGUGUUGUUAUAGCAUUGGAUGCAAGAAAGUGAAACUCUAAUGUAACAAUUUAUUUUAAAACAUUUACAAAUAAAAGUUCAUGAUGAAUUGA